CCUCAGCUGCGUUCUGUGCGGCGCAGCCGUGACGUCACGCGGGAGCAAGCGGCGCCGGUGCAAACCGCCGUUUGGGCUGCGCUGGAGUAAGCGGCCGCUUCAGCCCGGCGCGGGGCCUACUGGAGCGCGGGGCCCGGGGCAGCCGCCCCGCUCGCCCUGCUGAAUGUUCUGUUGACAUGAGGAAAUGCAAGUCCUAAUAUCCACUUAUUUCAUCUUGCAGAACUGAAGACAAAUUCCUGGAUAACAAUGCCUGGUAGAGUAUGCUGUUGUUGUGCUGCUUUGCGCCCUCGUUACAAGCGUCUGGUGGAUAACAUAUUCCCUGAAGACCCCAAAGAUGGUCUUGUUAAAGCUGAUAUGGAGAAGCUGACUUUCUAUGCAGUUUCUGCACCAGAGAAGCUGGAUCGAAUUGGAGCUUACCUAGCAGAGAGACUGAGCAGAGAUGUUGUCAGACAUCGCUAUGGGUAUGUUUUAAUUGCCAUGGAGGCACUGGACCAGCUUUUAAUGGCUUGCCAUUCUCAAAGCAUUAAACCCUUUGUGGAAAGUUUCCUUCACAUGGUGGCAAAGCUGCUAGAGUCAGGGGAACCAAAGCUGCAAGUUCUUGGAACCAAUUCUUUUGUCAAAUUUGCCAACAUUGAGGAGGAUACACCUUCGUAUCACAGACGCUAUGACUUUUUUGUUUCUCGGUUUAGUGCCAUGUGUCAUUCCUGUCACAGUGAUCCAGAAAUACGAACUGAGAUCCGGAUUGCAGGAAUCAGAGGCAUUCAGGGAGUAGUACGCAAAACGGUUAACGAUGAGCUCAGAGCAACCAUAUGGGAACCUCAGCAUAUGGACAAGAUAGUUCCCUCACUGCUGUUUAAUAUGCAGAAGAUAGAAGACAUUGACAGUCGAACUGGUCCACCCUCAUCCCCUACAGCAGGAGAGAAAGAGGAGAACCCUGCUGUGCUGGCUGAGAAUUGUUUUAGAGAGCUGUUGGGCCGAGCAACCUAUGGGAAUAUGAACAAUGCUGUUAGACCCGUAUUUGCACAUUUAGACCAUCACAAACUCUGGGAUCCCAAUGAAUUUGCUGUCAACUGCUUCAAAAUUAUCAUGUACUCUAUACAGGCACAGUAUUCCCAUCAUGUAAUACAGGAGACACUUGGACACCUUGAUGCUCGCAAAAGGGAUUCACCACGAGUCCGAGCAGGCAUUAUCCAGGUUCUUUUAGAAGCAGUUGCCAUUGCUGCUAAAGGAUCCAUAGGACCAACAGUCUUAGAAGUGUUUAACACGCUACUGAAGCACUUGCGUCUUAGUGUUGAUUUUGAAUUAGGUGAUAGGCGUAGCUCAACUGGCAGUGCCAGUUUCAGCACAAGUUCCAAAGAAAGCGAUGAAAGGAUUGUUCAGAAUGCCAUUAUUCAAACAAUUGGGUUUUUUGGGAGCAAUCUCCCAGAUUACCAACGGUCAGAGAUCAUGAUGUUCAUUAUGGGGAAAGUACCUGUUUUUGGGAUAUCCUCCCAUUCGCUGGAUACAAGCCACCUUGGGGAUUUGGGAACCAGGCGGAUUCAGAUCAUGUUGCUGAGAUCUUUACUUAUGGUGACGUCAGGGUACAAUGCAGCAAAGACUAUGACUGCUGCUCUUCCUUCCCCAUUUCUUGAUCCUUUAUUGUCUCCUUCACUCAUGGAAGACUCAGAACUAAGGCAGCUGGUCUUGGAAGUAUUGCAUAAUCUUAUUGAUCGACAUGACAACAGAGCAAAACUUAGAGGAAUAAGAAUAAUACCAGAUGUUUCUGAUCUAAAGAUAAAACGAGACAAAAUUUCAAGGCAAGAUGUGAGCUUCAUUAAGAAGCAUGGACAGCAGUUGUACAGGCACAUCUACUUAGGCUGUAAAGAAGAAGACAAUGUCCAAAAAAAUUUUGAGCUGCUGUACACUUCUCUAGCUCUUAUCACAAUUGAACUAGCUAAUGAAGAAGUGGUUAUUGACCUCAUUCGACUGGCCAUUGCCUUGCAGGACAUUGCCAUCAUUAAUGAGGAUAACUUACCAAUGUUCAAUCGCUGUGGUGUUAUGGCGCUGGUUGCAGCCUACCUUAACUUUCUAAGUCAGAUGAUUGCAGUCCCUGCCUUUUGCCAGCAUGUCAGCAAGGUCAUUGAAACGCGAACUGUGGAAGCACCCUAUUUUUUACCAGAAAAUAUCUUCAAAGACAAGUGUGUUCUUCCCAAAUCUCUGGAGAAGCAUGAAAAAAACUUGUUUUUCCUGACCAACAAGAUUGCAGAAUCACUAGGUGGCAGUGGAUACAGCGUGGAAAGAUUGUCGGUGCCAUAUGUGCCCCAAGUAACAGAUGAAGAUAGACUCUCCAGAAGGAAGAGCAUUGUGGACACUGUAUCUAUUCAAGUGGAUAUUCUGCCUGGAAAUAACAUAGAGGAUAAGGAAUGUAUAAUAAUCUAUUUAAGGCAGAGGAAAGAAUUGAUAGAAUCAAACAAAAGAUACAGACAUAAGGUCAAUACUGAAGAAAUUACCUUUGAAGCUUUGAAGAAAGCAAUUGAUAAUACUGGACUUGAAGAGCAGGAAAAAGAGAAGAGGCGUCUUGUGAUUGAAAAGUUCCAGAAAGCACCUUUUGAAGAAAUUGCUGCACAAUGUGAAACAAAAGCAAACCUACUUCAUGAUAGACUUGCACAGAUAUUGGAGCUCACCAUCCGUCCUCCUCCAAGCCCCUCAGGAACUAUGACAAUUACUGCUGGACAUGCUCAUUACCAAUCCGUUCCAGUCUAUGAGAUGAAGUUUCCAGAUCUUUGUGUGUAUUAAGUGUCUUCUGAAGUCUGCAGAACAUUAUUUAGAGUAAAGUACAAUAAACAAGAUGAGUUUUCCAAGUUCUUUGUUUAAUUUAGAUUAAGUAAAUAGAUUUUAGGGGAAAUGAUGUACCCACAGCAUAUAGGAAAGAUUUUUUUUUAAUAACUUUCAAUUUUUUUAUAUAUUCUCUAAUACUUGAAAUUAGUCUUGUUGUGUUUUCAUACUAUUUCAUAUUCAGUCAUUUUUCAUAUUCCAAUUCACUUAAGUCAAAAGUAAAUAUUUCUUUUUUUGUCAGCAUAUUAUAAUUUCAGAGACUUAAAUAAUAGGUUUAUAGAAAUAGUUUCCUGGAAUUGGGUAAUGUAUCUGCAGUGCCUAGUGGUUUCCUUCCAUCUGGGUUUCCAGAUUUGGGUAGAGUCGGGCAUGCUUAUUCUUACCACAUGUCUCAGUGGAGCAAUAUCUUAAGCUACCUAUACCACUGCUAUCUAGUGCUGUUUAUUCCAUUAUUUUGGAAUACAUUAAAUAGACAACCUUUUUUAUUACCUAUUCAAUUUCAAUAAUAAAUAUGACUGGUCAGACAGUAGUUAAAUAUUGUUCCUGGUGAAUGAUUAACAUAAUGUGCUUCUUAGAAAUCUAGUACAUGUACUGUUUACUGCCGAAAGAUACAAUGUUCUGCUUGAGAGAUGUAAACCCUCCUCUUGGAGCUCCAACUUGUGCAAUAUUUUUCAUGUCUUAUGUGUGUAGUUUACAAACUAUGCUUUUGAAAAUGCAGUAGUAUUUUGAUGUCUGAAAUACAAUAAAUAAUUGAUAUAUAUUUAGUACAGCAACAAACUGAGGGCAUUUUAAAUGGAUAAGUACUUGAAAUACUUGUUCAUUUAUGAAAUUAUAAACACAUAAGAAGAAUAUAUGAAAUGUUCUAUGUAGCUUAGGAAAAUAGGUUUUUAAUGAUAUUUUGCCAAUUUAAAGAAAUCUGUGGAUGAAUCCUCUUGAAAGUUAUACAUUUAGAUGUAUUUUCAAGCAAACGCAUUUUGCAGUUAUCUGUUUGCAUACAUAACAAGUCUUCCCAUGAUUACUGAAAACAGAUGUGCUAACUUUCAUAGGUUUAGGUACCUGAGUAUAAAUUUCAACUAACUUUUUAUUAGCUCUGUACAUAAAACUGUACUGUACAGUAAGUUGUUUGGCCCUUGAUGGUAACUGACAAUUUCUCCAUAACCUAUUGAGAAAUUCUGCGUGUAUAACUGAAAAGUUGUAAUGGUCCAGUGCCAUAUGCAGUAAGCUUUUUAAUCUAGGUCUUGCUGGAUUUUUCUGAAACAACAAAUCAACUUAGAUUCUCAAUACUUAAAUAUAUGGUUUUGAAUUUAGUAAGUCUUUGGGUCAGGGCUGAGACGCAUAGUGUAUUAAAUUAAUAAUUCUUCUUCUAAAUUGAUUAGGAAGCUAGCAAUAGGUUAAUUGUCCUUGGCAAUUUUCGCACGGCAAAAUGUAGGAUUUCUGGCUUUUUAACCUUAAGUACCAUGUUCCUUUAAACUAUCUUUAAAGGAGUGAAAUAGCACAGUCCCAGAGACAUUUCAGCUAUUUAGACCUAUGAGAUGGCACACACAGAUUUUCAGGAAGCAUUCACAAAAUUCAGAAAGGUAAUUGAGACCUUUUUUUCAGUUUGACAGUGCAAUCACAGCUGUUAGUGGAUGACGAAACAACCUCUUACCUACAGCAUUCCGUUGUGAUUGUUACUGCUGCAACGUAUCAUCCUGAUCAGACCAGAGUCAACCGCAUUAGUAGAACUCGUUGUCACCUUAGCUUUUAGUUUUCACUUUUUGUUUUUUAAGGUAAGAUAUUAGAUUUUGACCUAUAUAAACAGAAUGUAUUUUUUUAAUUAGGUGUAAGCUAGGGACGCAAUGUAAAACAAUCAUCCACACUGAUGUGAUUUUUAUAAAAUAACACUGUGCACAUUUGUACAAAGAAGAAAUAGAAUUAAAGAGUCUAAAGAAUAAGAAAUAAAGAAUGUACUUUCAUUUGCACUCUUGUAAUACACAGACUGUGGUGUAAAUACAGAAUUUUCUCAAAUUAACUAAAUUCUGUUGCAUGUAUCCUGCAUGCGAAAAAUUAUAUUCAACAUUUCAUUUACCAUUCAUUUGAAGUCUAUUCAGGAAGAUUUUUUUUCAUUUAAUCACAAAAUAGGCUAUCACAUGUCCUAAAUUCAGACUAGUCUUGUUCACAAUGUGCAGAUGUAAGGAACUGAAGAUCUGUAAUCUCCUGGGACUUUACCUGAUAGAUACUUUCUCCCUUGCUGAAAAGGCAGAGAGUCUGCAAACUGAGUACUGUGGCCACUUUGGACAGAUGAGAAUUGAGGAUUUGUGGAAGUCUGCUGCAUAAUAUGUUGUACUGAUAGUUUACUGUAAGUAGUAAAUUGUUUAGGCAUUUUGAAAUCAAAUUCGUCAGAAUAUUGUUUUAAUGUGUACUGUUGCUUUGAAUUCUUUAUUUCUUCCUGGUCUUGAAAAUAGUUGCAGAGCUUAGAAUACAAUGUGUGCUCACUGGGCCUGUAGUGUCUGUGACAGUUUUAAUACUGUUUGAAUGUUUAUGACUUCAUGUCCAGUUAACAUUUGUAAGUAUUCCAGCUUAUGCUUUAAAUUCUUUUAAAUGUAAUGUCACUGAGUAAUUAUGGUUUUUGAGAGCAGUUCAUUUUAAUGUAAACUAUGUGUUAAUUCUGAAGUAACAACACUAGCCCAUUCAGAGUAGGGCUAAUUGUUUUGUUGAUUCCCAGACAUUCUGUACUGUUGGUAUCAAACCAGCUUCAUGAAAUGUAAGAAUACACUGUGCAAUGUACAUUUCAGCAAUAAAAUAAACCAAAAAGUUAAAA
This is a messenger RNA of Pelodiscus sinensis (Chinese soft-shelled turtle), 5611 nucleotides long. RefSeq names its product EFR3 homolog A (gene EFR3A). Gene Ontology annotation, cellular component: plasma membrane. The record is from RefSeq and is a predicted model, not a curated record. Gene Ontology annotation, biological process: protein localization to plasma membrane. NCBI's taxonomy places the organism in Eukaryota, Metazoa, Chordata, Testudines, Trionychidae.